This is a messenger RNA of Hemiscyllium ocellatum (epaulette shark), 996 nucleotides long. Its product is annotated as apolipoprotein A-IV-like. The record is from RefSeq and is a predicted model, not a curated record. The coding region runs from base 1 to 996 and encodes 331 amino acids. The transcript is spliced from 3 exons. Lineage: Eukaryota; Metazoa; Chordata; Chondrichthyes; Orectolobiformes; Hemiscylliidae.
AUGGCGAUGGAGCGAUGGCAGGAUUACCGGAAAGGCCUGAAUUCCCGAACAAGGCUGGGUGUGGGAGAGCUGCGAGAUGACUCUCACAAUUACGUCUUCAGAAGAGCCAGCGAAUCCCAACAUCUGAAAACCAAGGAGCCUCUCAGUUAUCUUCUGAAGGAUGAUGCUACGGAUGUCCACAAGCUCACUGACAGUCUCCGUCAGAAACUUGUUCCCAUCACAGAGGAGUUUCGUCUGAAGAUGACGCUUGACACAGAGAAGCUGCGGCAGUUGAUCAGGCACGAGAUGCAGGAACUGAGCAGGAAAAUUGAUCCUCUUGCUGAUGAAGUCCACCAGAGGCGCAGUGGAAGCCUCACAGAAUUGCCUCAGAUGUUGACUCCUUUCACUGAGCAACUCCGCAUUGCCCCGGUAAUUCUCAGCAGGAGAUCACUUUUACGCAAAGUGAGAGCUGAUACAAAAACUCAAAGGAAAAUCAUGGUCUCACUGACUGAAGCAGUGCAGAGUCAGAUCGACGACAACAUUGCCAAAGUAAGCCAAGGCCUCCCACCCAGUACAUCCCUGCUCCAGCUCGAUAAAGGAAUCCAGAAAAUUCUUGGUAAGCUCCUUCCUGAUGUUGACAAAGGAUUUGCAAAUGUUCUCCAUCAGGUUGGCACUGUUCCCCAGCACAUGGAGAACGUCAGUAUCCUGGAGUCAAAGAUUAAUAGCAAUGUGGUAAAACUGGCCCCUUAUGCUUCAAAUAAAACAGGGAUUCUGACUGGCAAAAUGGAUGAUGCAAAUCUGACUUGGCAGAUGAAAGAUCUCAGCAGAAACCUCGACCAAGUAGCCAAGAUUUUCCUGCAGAACACAAACUCCUUCACAGUUAAUAAAAACCUCACAGUCAAACUGAAGAAUAUGAAAGACAGACUCACUCCAUAUGCUGACAGCUUAAAGCAAGCUCUUCAAAACCAGCUUUCAAAUAUGUCCGAAUAUAUCCGUGAUGAAGUGAAUGACUUUUGA